GUAAAUUAUUAAAUGCGAUAAAAUCUAUGCUUGAUAGGAUUGGCACCUAUAUAUAGAUGAUCAACCUGAUUGAAGGUCAUAAUUGCAGAACCUCUACCCACUAUUUGGAAGGCAUGUUCCAGUAUCUAGAAUAAAGAAAAUGCCUGCACCAAACAUGAUGGCACAUUCCAUCAAAGCCAUAAACAAGCUGUUAUGAGAUUAGCCGAAUAGGAAGAUAUAAGACUAAAUUAAUAUUCACACGUAUUCGCCUAUACAAUGCUCUGCACAUAGGUAAGCGGAGCCUCCCUCUAUACAGCGACAAUACGUGACGAGACGAUAUGUUCCUGUUGGGAGCCAAAAUAAACAGAGCCAUCUGGUGAUUCACUUUAUUUCACUUCACUCAAAGCCAAAUCAUUGAACCGCUGAAGAUGACAGCAUACAGACGGCCAUCUAUGUGCUAGUUAUUGGCCCCUUAUCUCUUCCACCCAGUUAGCUCAUAAUCUUGUUUUAUUUCUCUUUCUAACACUGGAGUUUGCCACUCAAGGUUGUUGAGCAGAAAAAAGAAUUUUUUAUCAUAGAAACACAAGUGCAAAAAAGACACCGUCAAGAUUGAGCUGGGGCUUCCAGGAACUUUAUGGUCAAACUGAUAAUUCAUAAAAAGGACAUUGGGUUAGUACAUACUCCACUAGUAGCUUAUCUGGGGACCUGUUUCAUUGAUGGAUAUCCCUUUUCCAGUCAGAUUAUUCCUGAUAUCAACUGCCCUGCUAGUCUUGACACGGCGCUUUUCCCUUGUCAGCAUUCUGUCGAACCUACACGCAGGCUGUCCUUAGACAGUAUCAACUAAAUUGACAGGAUCUUCCGAGGACAGCCUUCAUUAGAAGACACAAGCCUUUGAGUGAGAGUGCUUGGAGUCGAUGAUAUAAGGAUUUGAAUGUCAGAAGGAGAAGGACGCUCGGAGAAAACCGGACAGUACCUGGAAAAGCCUCGUGUCUCAAAAGAAGGCGGUGUGCAUACUAUUUUUUUCCAUGCACGCAAGGAGAUGCCGAUAUGGCUCCUAAAAAGCAGAGGAAGAAGACUAUCCCGAAGACAUAUAAAUUUAACAGUCGUGCACCCAGCAGUAGCAUCGAUCAAGGUAACCAAAAUCAGACGUCGAGCCGCAAAACUUUGUUCAACCCUUACCGGGAACGGGCAAUCCAAGAUGAACAAUCGGUGCUUCUAAAUCGACCUUUUUUGGACCAGCAAUUGCCCCCGGGAACAUCGCGUGCAAAAGAAAUGGAAAAGAGAGGCACUAUCCAUACGGAACGGCAAAAGGAUAACGCGCAUACUUCCAAGUUUCCGGGACUGUUUGAGGAGGAAGAUGUGAAUACAGAGCAUGGAGAUUGGCAAAUGCUUGAUGCAAACUCCGAAAGUACUAGCAUUGCGGCACGUCGCCAUGCGAGCGGGCUACCUCUCGGAAUUCAAACCCAGGCUCAUUGUCUUCCGGUGAUUCGGCCUGGGUUGCAACUGCCCGAGCCUCCACUGACAGCAGUGUUGCCAAAACAAAGAGCUGUCAGUAUGCCUUCGGUGAAUAAACAAGAAUUAUCGAGUAUGCUUGCAACAACGGAGCAGUACCUGUCUGGUUUAAGAUUAAACCAGAAUAAGCAUGCCGGCGGCCUUGGUCAGGUGCCCUUGCCGCGUGCAAGUCGCAUUGCAAUCGAAGGUCAGAUUAGUCAACGAGUUCACCCUGCUGAUAGUAUUGUGACUUUACCGAGCAUCGGCAACCCAGGAUAUGGAUUUCAAGGCGACUCGACAAAGCUACCCCCCGUGAUAAAGCAACUCUUGGCUGAUGCAGACGCGAGAAGAGCAUAUCAUAGAAGAAAGGUUCAAGUUGCGCAGGGUCGUCACGACCAAUACUUAGCAGGCACAGGACCUAGGACCACAGCCUCAGUGAUGAAUAGCAGAGCACCACCUCGAAAUGGUCCGGAAAGAGAAAACACAAUGUCUGUAACCCCGGAAAUGUACAAUCCGUAUUCAAGAGUUCGUAAAACGACGCCAAGAACCUUGCGGUCAAGUCGACUGUUGUUCCGCGGACCCAGCAAUGGGUAUCUUAGCUUUGGUGACUUGGCACAGACUGACAUGCCAUCCCCGUCUUUGGAGCAUUUCUCAGUCACGAAAUUAUCCCGAACUGCUGUUCGAUAUGACCAUGCAAGAGUUUAUGAGCAACGCGAGCCAAAGUUUAGCGUGUUUCAAGAGCUUCUCAAACGGCCUGAGCUUAUCAUUACAUUAGCAUGUCAUCUUCGCGUCCAGGAACUUCUAAUCUUGUACAGAAUCAGCAAAUCAUUCCACAAUAUCAUCAACCAGCGCUAUACAACCGUGAUUCUUUCACAGGCACUAAGACAUGCACCGGAAUCUGCAAAAAUCUUUCCAUACCGUUGCUAUUCGAGACUUUGCAUUGACGACCCCGCGGAGCGUCCUCAUCCAGUAGCACAACGUGCGGCAGCCGGGCAGCAUCGCAAAGUCCCAUCCUUCCGUUGGCUCCUUAUGAUCUGUUUCCGGGAAAUGAUCUGUCACGAAAUUAGGAUGAUCAUGGACGAGGACGGGACUCCUUUGCCGGAACAAUGCGAAACAGUGAUGAAGAAAAUCUGGUUUGUGAUGGAUAUCCCGGAUACCAUCCGCCGAAUUGGGACGAUCCAGAAUCGAGAAGUCUUUACCGAUGCCGAUAUAUUCUUUGCAACAAUGCUUUUCGUGAAGAUUGACAUGCGAUUCACUGACCCCAUCACUGGGAGUGGCCGGGAUGGAAUGCGCCGAAUGUUGCUAUCGCAACCAAGUCUAUCGAUACUGUGGAAAGCUUUGAGCCGGACGGCAUUGGUGAGCAAGAUGGACGCAGUCAAGAUGUUUGUCCGUUGGAAAUGGCAGCCUCCUGCGCGUCUACUUGGCCAGCCUGUCUUUGGUAUCCCAGCAAACGAAAUCGGUAUCAUGCAGUUCGAAGGAUGGGGCCGGACGGGUAGUCGAGUCCGCUUGCAACGUCCAGAUGAAAUUAUUCUCAAGGAAUCAGUCCACCGACGAUUGAAUCUUCACUUACACUAUACAGAUAUGUUUUUGUGGGGCUAUGUCAAUCCGAACUCCUUGCAGGACAUGCCGCCUAUUCCAGAGCGUCGAAAUUUAGAGCGGUUAGAAGGAAUGGAGGAACUGCUUAUUCCCAAAGAUGAUGGAAGGGACAGGAGCAUCGGAAAAUUGGUGUCAGGACGGGUAGUAUUCGACUAAACUGUGAAUUCCCUGGCUUUAGUCGACUGGAUGAUAGCAGGCAGCGCAUGGCAGUCCGUAUCAAGCCCAAUGAUCUGAUACCAUUUAUGAAUUCCAAGUUGCUAUUAAGGUAAAAAUAAAGGAUGAAUACGUAUUAAGUGAAAAGACAAAAAAAAAAAAAAGGUUAGCUCAGAAAAUCUCACACAGCGAUAUGUUGUCGAAAGGGUUUUAAAAAAAUGAAAAGGGAAUUCAAAGUGCAGGAAGUACGUUAGCCAGGUUAAUCCAACCAACCUUCAUUUAUCAACAUCUCACUUUGAUUUCUGUGUACGGAGUAGACAUUUCAUUUUCGGUUUUUCAUCACCUCGCUCAACACGGAGUUGAUGGGGAUCGUGGGAUAUUCCUGGGCUUCCAAAAUUUGCAUGCCUGAAGGGAUUCAGUCUUCGGCAUUCAUUGGGCCCGACUAUGUUGUCUAGACGGUAGCCAAGUUAGGAAUAGCAUUGCUUUUUACAGGAUUUCACCUCGUAAAUUUGUAAUCCGAUUUUGCUGCCGCCAUUUCGACGGCAUUCCUCU
Molecule: messenger RNA, 3771 nt
Organism: Coccidioides posadasii C735 delta SOWgp
Lineage: Eukaryota; Fungi; Ascomycota; Eurotiomycetes; Onygenales; Onygenaceae
Source: RefSeq, a predicted model, not a curated record